UUUGCCCCGUCUGGCCGAGAGGAUGAAAGUCAUCACGUGCGAGAUCGCCUGGCACAACAAGGAGCCGGUGUACAGCCUGGACUUCCAGCCGGGCCCGGCCGGGAGGACCCAUCGGCUGGCGUCCGCCGGCGUGGACACUGCAGUCAGGAUCUGGAAGGUGGAAAAAGGACCUGAUGGAAAAGCCAUUGUAGAAUUUUUGUCCAACCUCGCUCGCCAUACUAAAGCUGUCAAUGUCGUGCGUUUUUCUCCAAAUGGGGAAAUUUUAGCAUCAGGGGGAGAUGACGCUGUCAUUCUGCUGUGGAAGGUGAACGACAACAAGGAGCCCGAACAGAUUGCUUUUCAGGACGAGGAUGAGGCCCAGCUGAACAAGGAGAACUGGACAGUGGUGAAAACUCUGAGGGGUCACUUGGAAGAUGUCUAUGACAUCUGCUGGGCCACGGAUGGCAACGUAAUGGCCUCUGCCUCAGUGGACAACACGGCCAUCAUCUGGGACGUCAGCAAAGGACAAAAGAUCUCCAUUUUUAACGAGCACAAAAGUUACGUACAAGGAGUGACCUGGGACCCCCUGGGUCAGUAUGUUGCUACCCUGAGCUGCGACAGGAUCCUGAGGGUGUACAGCACACAGAAGAAACGCGUGGCUUUUAAUGUUUCAAAGAUGCUGUCUGGAAUAGGGGCGGAAGGAGAGGCAAGAAGCUACCGGAUGUUCCACGACGACAGCAUGAAGUCCUUCUUCCGCAGACUGAGCUUCACUCCUGACGGGUCCUUGCUCCUCACCCCAGCGGGAUGUGUGGAAUCUGGUGAAAAUGUCACGAAUACAACUUACGUUUUCUCCAGGAAGAAUCUGAAAAGGCCGAUCGCUCAUCUCCCAUGUCCUGGGAAGGCCACGCUGGCUGUCCGCUGCUGUCCUGUCUACUUUGAGUUGAGGCCAGUGGUGGAAUCAGACAGGCCUCAGGAGCUGGUGGACCUGCCCUACCGCCUGGUGUUCGCCGUGGCGUCGGAGGACUCAGUGCUCCUGUAUGACACGCAGCAGCCCUUCCCCUUCGGCUACGUGUCCAACAUCCACUACCACACCCUGAGCGACCUUUCCUGGUCCAGCGACGGGGCCUUCCUGGCCAUCUCUUCCACGGACGGCUAUUGUUCCUUUGUGACCUUUGGAAAGGAUGAACUUGGAAUACCUUUGAAAGAAAAGCCAGCCUUGAGCUUGGGCACUCCUGACGUCGCCAAGAAAGCCAAGAGUCAGACGCUCCCAGGGUCCUCGCCGGGACCCAGACUGGUAGAGGGGACCCCGGCCAGCAAAGCGCCAGACCCCAGCAGUCCCAGUACCACCCCGCCUCAGGCCAGACAGUCUCCGGUUCCCCCAGUGGCCAAGGACACCCCUGCAGCCACCCCUGCUGCCAGGAGCUCCUUGCCGGGGCCUUUGGAGGAGAAGAAGACCCUGCAGCCCAGCAGCCAGAACGCGAAGGCCCACCCGGCCCGCAGGGUCACGCUGAACACGCUGCAGGCGUGGAGCAAGACUACUCCCCGGAGAAUAAACUUAGUGCCUUUAAAGAUGGACACGUCCCCAAAUUCUGCACCGACCGGCGUCGCUUCCACCCCUUCCACAGAAGAAGUGCAGGCAGACCCGCAGGGCGCUCCAGAGCUCAAGCGGCCGAGACACAGUGAGCUCAGCGUCAGCAGCCCCAGCAUGGAUGCCUGACGCACCGCCCACCCCAGCCGAGGCUGACCGCUCCCGUCGGGGCUCCGGGACCCGGGGUACAUGGGCUGGCCUUUCCCCAGAAAGGCGUGGGCCCUGUGCCCGCUGUGCCUGUCACCUUGGAGACGUGGACGUGGCCUCAGACUCAGCCUUGCCCCGCGCUCCUGGCCCGGGCGCUGCAGCUCGCCUGGGGUGGGCCCAGCGAGCCAGCCCGCGAGACCCCACCCGGCGGACUCCCUCUGGA
Messenger RNA from Condylura cristata (star-nosed mole), 1937 nucleotides. RefSeq names its product chromatin assembly factor 1, subunit B (p60) (gene CHAF1B). Gene Ontology annotation, molecular function: protein binding. The record is from RefSeq and is a predicted model, not a curated record. Lineage: Eukaryota; Metazoa; Chordata; Mammalia; Eulipotyphla; Talpidae. Gene Ontology annotation, biological process: nucleosome assembly; DNA replication-dependent chromatin assembly. Bases 23 to 1696 code for a protein of 557 amino acids. The transcript has 13 exons. Gene Ontology annotation, cellular component: CAF-1 complex; nucleus.